Penicillium paradoxum is the source of this 984-nucleotide messenger RNA. Its product is annotated as zinc finger MYND domain-containing protein. The transcript has 2 exons. The record is from RefSeq and is a predicted model, not a curated record. The coding region runs from base 1 to 984 and encodes 327 amino acids. NCBI's taxonomy places the organism in Eukaryota, Fungi, Ascomycota, Eurotiomycetes, Eurotiales, Aspergillaceae.
AUGGUUCUCAAGCCUUCAACUCAGUGUGCAACCUGCGGGGCAGAAGCUACCAUGAGGUGUCUUCACUGCUUAGAUGCACCCGAAUACCAGAUUGGGGAUUCCACUGUCGUCGUUUACUGCGACUCUUUCUGUCAAGAAAUGCACUGGCCCAAGCAUGAGGGCUAUUGCAAGGAUAUGCAGAAACGAAAGAUGCUACUCCGAGCUGCCUGGUUACUAAAGGCAGCUAUACUGGCCUACAAAGAGAUCGUGUACGAUGUGGACUUGACCAAAGUCGAGUUCAAGGACGGCGUCCUCUCUCUCCAUCAAAACCCAAGACCGAUCUCGUCUGGACCCAAACAUGCUCCCUUCCCAGCCCAUAUGUUCAACAGCAUCGAGCACAAAGAGGCAGCUCUGGUGCACAAUCAAUGCACAGCAGCUACGGCGCUCUUGGGUCCCUUGACUAGGAGAAUACUUCGAGGUGUGCCCUUCGUUAUUGAGACCAUGGACAUCAUCGUCCAAAAUCCACCACUUACCACUAAACUUAUUCCUGAUGUCGGUUCUCACAGUGGUACACACACGGUGUUGAAGAUAAGAGAAAGGGGAAACAAUGACACAUGGAUCAUCGACACAACAGGUUGUCAAUACGGAUUCCGAGAUUUGCUUGUUCCCUUCAAUAAAUACUUCAUGGACAAAGAAUGCCAGGUACUAGAUGCCCCUUUCGCCUACGAUGCGUUCGAGACAAAGGACCUGGACUAUUACUCGAUGUUUCCUUGCUUUACCAGGAUGAAGACGCAACGAAAGGAAAUGAGAUUGGAGCGACAGACCCGUCACCACUUUGCUGUCUUUGUUGCGAAGACUGUGGGGGAUAACUUUCUUGGAGGCUCUGACAUCGACUUCGAGGCAACGAUCGAUUUAUUCGUCAAUGGGCUUAAAUCACACAUGGUCCAAUCUAUUAGAGCCACAGAAUACUUCUCCAACGAUUCCGACGAUGACGAUGACUGCUGA